AUGGGUCUACCAUGUGGAGUGAUCCACCACCAACUACAAUUUGCAAUAAGCUUCAUCGAGGAAUUAGCCAAGCAACUCGACAAGCGCCUGGUGCUCGACGAGGUCUUGUGGGCUGGGUCUUGCCUUCACAACAACAAAAAUUCGGCGAGUUUUCUUCACAAGAGCAGUUUUCCCCCCUCUAUCUCCCACAUCAAUGCAUCGCACCAGCUCUCGAUAAAGAUGUUUCACUCGCGCCUGCGCGCCCUUCCCCGCCGCCGUGCAGACCAACCUCUUCCCUCCGACCCAUGCAUCUCAACCACAGACCCCGGCGCCGAUGCUGAGGAUGUCGACGACGAAAGCGCCGAAGACCUCUUUUCCUCCUCCCUCUCAACCAUGUUCCCGGAUGACGCACCUCAAUUCCAUGGUGAUCCAGGCCAACACCUUCUGUACUCCUCUCCACGCUACGGCGACAUCACAAUCAUGGUCCCUUCGUACCCGGGCCAAUCGGAGGACCGGAACCAGGAGGAUGCAGCUGAGACGGAAGCGAAUGAAGUGGACGAGGUGCGGAAGCUCUUUGCGCAUAUAUUAUGGAGCGCAGGCAUGGUUGUUGCGGAUGGGUUAGAGCGGGCUCAUGACAGCGACGCGGGGAUGUGGAAAGUCAAAGGAGAGACGGUUUUGGAGCUAGGCGCUGGCGCCGCACUCCCAUCCAUCAUUGCCGCGCUCGCUGGCGCUUCAUCCAUAACAAUCACAGACCAUCCCUUCUCCCCAGCUCUCGGCCCCUCAGGCGCAAUAUCCUUCAACGUCGCACAUAAUCUCAGCUCCUCACCAGAAACAAGCACAAGUACAGUCGAAAUAGUCCCCCAUGAAUGGGGCAAGCUCUCCUCUGACCCCUGGGCCGUCUCCCGCAAAGCCGCCUACACGCGAAUCAUUGCAGCAGACUGCUACUGGAUGCCCUCGCAACACGAGAACCUCGCGCGUACGAUGAAGUGGUUCCUUGCCCCUGGGGGGAUAGUUUGGGUUGUCGCGGGAUUUCAUACGGGAAGAGAGAGUGUGGCUGGGUUCUUUGCGACGGCUGUCGAGAUGGGGUUGGAGAUCGAGGAAAUAUUCGAGCGGGAUUUGAUCUCAAGUGCGGAAGGAGAGGAGGUGAGGAGAGAAUGGGUUGAGGUUAGAGAGGGAGAGGGGCCUGGGAAUCGGACAAGGUGGUGCGUUAUUGCGCUGCUGAGGCAUGCUUCUUGA
Molecule: messenger RNA, 1215 nt
Organism: Aspergillus calidoustus
Lineage: Eukaryota; Fungi; Ascomycota; Eurotiomycetes; Eurotiales; Aspergillaceae
Source: the annotation of a GenBank genome assembly